UAGCCAUUCUGUCAUUUACCAAAAAAUCCCAAUCGGCGAUUCAACGGCGCCGACUAAUUCAAUGUCGACAUGGACGAGGGACGACGACAAGCUCUUCGAACACGGCCUGGUUUUGUACCCUGAAAACGUCGCCGACCGGUGGCAAUUGAUCGCCGAUCAUGUCCCCGGAAAAACAGCGGACGAUAUCAUGGCUCAUUACGAUGACCUUGUUCACGAUGUAUUUGAAAUUGAUUCCGGUCGGAUUGAUCUACCGAGCUAUACGGAUGAUCCGGUUGAAUUGGAAGGCGAUUGCCAGAUUUCAUCGGGAUCAAACAAGAAGAAUAAUGAAAUUGAGAGGAAAAAGGGUACACCAUGGACUGAAGAUGAACACAGGUUAUUCCUUAUCGGUCUGGACAAAUACGGGAAGGGUGACUGGAGAAGCAUUUCAAGAAACGUAGUGGUAUCAAGGACACCAACGCAAGUGGCUAGUCAUGCUCAAAAAUACUUCAUUAGACAACAGGCGAUGAAGAAAGAACGGAAAAGGUCCAGCAUCCAUGAUAUUACAACUGCAGUGGAUACCAACCCAGUCCCUCCUCAAAGCAGCUUUCAAAACCAAAGUGGCAGUCAAAAUUUCAACUUCGCAAUGUAGCAGGAAACAAAAAAAGAACACUCAUACCUGUACAUAGACGAACCACCUGCAAUCAAUGCUCGAACUUGUAAAGUUUAUUGUACUUUCUAGUUGACAGUAUUUUAGUUAGUGAAUCCAGGAGCUUAAAGAUCAGUCUUUGGCGAGCAGAAUAGUUGAUGAAAUUGUUGGCAAAAUGGUUGAAGAACAGAAUGGUGUUAAACUUUUU
Solanum verrucosum is the source of this 833-nucleotide messenger RNA. RefSeq names its product transcription factor SRM1-like. Gene Ontology annotation, molecular function: DNA binding. The record is from RefSeq and is a predicted model, not a curated record. Lineage: Eukaryota; Viridiplantae; Streptophyta; Magnoliopsida; Solanales; Solanaceae. The transcript is spliced from 2 exons. Bases 62 to 628 code for a protein of 188 amino acids.